CAAUUCUGUUCUGUCAACUUGUCAUUGAAGUGCUCUGUAUGUGUUCCAAGUUAUAAUCUAUGUGGAUAUCAAGGAGAAUCGUUCUGUUUGCCGCCUUUGGAGACCACUUUGUACUGGGUGCAUAACAGGAGUGUUUCUCUUGACAGCUAUUGGCAAAGUUUGUGGGAGGAGUAUGCUUAUGUUUAUAUAUAAAGGAUGCCAGGAAGUCUUGGAUGCGACAUUGGACUUGAGAUGACGGCAGAUAAUCCCAGCCAUGGUUUUGAUUCAACUGGGGAUUUCGAGUGUAAUAAUUGAGUACCUGGCCAAAAAAACAAAGCAAAACAAAACAAAACAAAAAAAAAAAUUCAGGCUCCCUGCCUGGAGCCUUUUCUCUUGAUUUGAAUCCUCCUAUGCUUGUGCAAGCAAAACUCCAUCCCUCCUCCCAUCCUGCCGCUGCCUCCGCUGCUGCCAGGGCCACUGCUGCUGCUGCUUUGGGAAGGAAAGGAGCUGCCCAGGUUCACGCUGCUUUUGAGUUCCCAGGACCUGGCAUUCCGGCAAGCUGCUGCUUUGCAGCUGGGGGAGACAGAGACGCUCCCAGCCCUCCUUUGAUUAGGAUAUGUCAGGGUUGUCAGGGCAACUGUUAACGGUGGCGUAUCAUAUUUUCCCCUCUUGUGUUGCGUGCUGAAUAUUUUAGUGGGCUGUAGCUGGAAGAAGAUUGGAGAAGGGUGCUGCCGCAGGAAGGAAAAGCUGUGCUCUGGGAUCUGAUUGAACAGGUUAGCCAGUGGAGAGAAGCAUCGGAUCAAUGCACUGUGCCUUUAAUCAGGGCUUUCCUUGAGAGUGCAGGGAUGGGUGAAUGCGGAGAGUGAUUGGGAAGGGGUUGUGAAGGGAGGUGGGGUGGGGGAGGCAAGUGGGGGGAACCGCAGGCCCUCCGCUGCCUAGCAGAUAGUAGUAUUUGUCAGCUGUUUGUACACUGUUUACCCGUAGGGGAUCUAUUACAAGUGCUCAAAUGAUCCGGCAGCUUAGAAGCUAGCAGCUUCACCCAGGCUGCAAUUACAUAAACAUAUAUUUUUAAUAACAAACCAACCAACAAACCCCCCCAAGUGGCAGCGACAUGCCUGGAUCAGCUACUGCUAUCCGACAAGAGAGGUUGAAGAAGACCAGUCCAAGGCCAAAUCCCCCAGGUUUAUUCACCAUUAAUGAGGAAGAAGAACAGCAAAAGAAUGGAAAUUCCAGAAGGCUGAAAGAUGACACAACUGAAAAACUGAGGCUCGGAGACACAAAUUGCCAGACCCAAGGUCACAUGACUAUAUCUGAAAACUCCCAAGUGCAAGACAAGAAGGCUCCUGCACCCGGGCGCCCCACCACUGCUACUUUAGGACCAAGUCGAAACCCACCAGGAAACAAACCAGACCCUCCACCUUUACUGAGAGUUGAUGACCGACAACGGCUGGCACGAGAACGAAGAGAGGAACGAGAAAAACAACUAGCUGCGAGAGAAACUGUGUGGUUAGAACGAGAAGAGAGAGCUCGGCAGCAUUACGAAAAGCACUUAGAAGAACGCAAGAAAAAAUUAGAAGAGCAAAGGUUAAAAGAAGAAAGGCGACGAGCUGCUGUAGAGGAGAAACGAAGGCAGAGACUUGAAGAGGAUAAGGAACGCCAUGAAGCUGUUGUUAGACGAACAAUUGAGAGGAGCCAGAAGCCAAAACAGAAACAGAACAGAUGGUCCUGGGGGGCACCUCUCCAUGGCAGUACCAGCACAAGCAUUCACACUUCAGAUCCAGACAGGCGGUCAGUUUCAACAAUGAAUCUUUCGAAACAUGUUGAUCCGGUCAUUAGCAAGCGGCUCUCCUCUUCAUCUGCAACAUUAUUAAAUUCUCCAGAUAGAGCUCGCCGCCUGCAGCUCAGCCCCUGGGAGAGCAGCAUUGUAAACAGACUCCUGACGCCCACACAUUCGUUCCUGGCCAGAAGUAAAAGCGCUGCUGCCUUGACUGGAGAUGCAGUUAUCCCCAUUUGUCCUCGUUCAGCAUCUUGCAGCCCCAUCAGCAUUAUGUCCUACAAAGCUGCACAUUGUAGAAAUCCAACUGAUCGGCCCAAACUCUUUGUAACACCAUCUGAAGGUACCGGACGCAAGAGGACUCUGCACAACACAAUGGGACAUAAAAGAGAAAAGGAGAGAGAAAAUGUGCCCUUCCAUCUCACAUCUGGCAUCCGAAGAGCCCUGUCUCCAUCAAACCCCAAAACUAGAUCAUCAGCUCCCUCAUCAGUUUGGCACCCAUCCAAGUCCUUUCCUCAUUUGCCUGGCACACCCAGACCAACAUCCUCCUUGUCACUUGGUCCACCUAAAGCUGCUUUGGCUCAGGCACGGCCCCCCUCCCCUGGCAACAUCAGGCCUAUCAAGAAAGAAGUCAGGCUUGAGAUAGAGAAAAAAGACCCAGAGAAAGAACCUGAGAAAGUGGUUGUUGAAGCAUCAUCCGCAGAGGACCAGACUCCUUCAGUGAAUGCCGAAGAACCUACAAAUGAGGAAGGUUCACUUGCCAAGUCAGAGGCUGCUCCAGCUGCUCCAGCUUCAGUGCCAUCCACUGUACCUUCUUCUGGUUUGGGGAAGACCUCUGCAGGGACCACUGACCCAGAAGAGGCCACAAGACUACUGGCUGAAAAGAGGCGGUUAGCUCGAGAACAGAGAGAGAAGGAAGAACAAGAAAAGAAGGAGAGGGAAGAACUUGAAAGGAGGAAGAAGGAGGAAUUAGCUCAAAGAGUAGCUGAAGAAAGAGCUCGCCGAGAGGAGGAAGCCCGAAGGUUAGAGGCUGAAAGGGAGCAAGAACAGGCCCGGGAGAAGGUAGAACAACUACGUCGGCAAGUAGAGGAGCGAGAAAGACGAGAAAAAGAAGAAAUGGAGCGGAUCCAGAAACAGAGAGAAGAGGAGGCCCGCUUGCGAGAGGAAGCUGAGAGGGUUCGACAAGAACGAGAAAAGCAUUUCCAAAGAGAAGAGCAGGAGCGCUUGGAAAGGAAGAAGCGCCUUGAGGAAAUUAUGAAAAGAACCAGGAGAACAGAAACUACAGAUAAGAAAGCAAAUGACCAGAGAAAUGGAGAUAUAGCCAAGGGAAAUACUCCAGGUGGACCAGGAAUAUCACCACUUCCAUGUGUGACAGACUCUUCAAGAAAUGGAGAACCAGUGACUAGCCCACAUCAGCCAACAAUGACCAUAGACAGUACCCUCAAUACUGAAAAUCAACCAAAUGAAAAUGGAGUAUCUCUUCAGAAUGACACCUUUGAAGAAAUUAUAAACUUACCCAUUGGAUCUAAACCAUCCAGAUUGGAUAUCACAGACAGUGAUGGAAGCCCAGAAAUUCCUUUGAAUCCAAUUUUGGCCUUUGAUGAUAAGGGAACUCUUGGGCCAUUGCCUCAGGUAGAUAGUGUUCAAACACAGCAAACAGCAGAAGUUAUAUGACCAUUUCUUCUGAAGAACCAAAGGUGAAGUUUAAUGAGCAUUUCUACAGUUAAUGGAAUUCCUUCCAUGCUAUGAAGGAGUGUUUUUUUUUCCCUUCCUCUCUCCAGUUUUCUAAAGAUUUCUUGGAUAUCUUUUUGAAGAGACUUUAUCAAAACCAGCUAAAGAAACUUUGGGGAAUAGACUGGACCGCCUUUCUAAUAGUUUUUGCCAAUAGAAAAAAAAUAAGUCAUGCUUCAUAUACUCAGCACUUUUAAAUGGCUUUUUCCAAACAUGCUCCUUCUUAGCAAAUCAAUAUGUUCUACAUUCUUUGAAAGACCAAAUGCACUGGGAUUUGAAAGGGAUGGGCUAACUGGGAUGAUAGGCAUGAUUUUUCAGGUGGACAUCUUGGUUUUAAAUGGUAUAAUAUGAAAUUGGCAACAAAAAAAUUUGUAAAUCUAAUACUUGAAAAAAUAAAUACCUCCUUGCUCUCCCAAAUAGAGUUAAUGGGGGGAAGGGGUGUUUAAAUUAAGCCUGUUUUGUUUAAAUAUUUUCAUUGAGCUCUAUUUGUAGGGGCAAAUGAUAGGCUUCUAUAUCAGGUUCUUGUAAAGGCACCUCCUAUGUGGACAUUCUGUAAAUUCAGCCAUCAUUACUUUCUUCUUGAAUCUUCUUUUGAGAAAACAAACAAAAACAUUUUAAAAUGUGAAAAAAUGGAAAGCAUUAUUUUUUCAUGAAUGAGAAAUAAUCUGCUGUACUCUUAAAUAAUGUAUUUAUGAAGUUUGUCCAGUUUAAAAAAAAAAUCAAAUAAAUUAGAAAAAUGGGGCAAA
Messenger RNA from Monodelphis domestica (gray short-tailed opossum), 4230 nucleotides. NCBI's taxonomy places the organism in Eukaryota, Metazoa, Chordata, Mammalia, Didelphimorphia, Didelphidae. The record is from RefSeq and is a predicted model, not a curated record.